CGAUGAUGCCUCUAACCCACCAUCCCUUCAAUCUCAUCCCAAGAAUAGUGAAGACUCAACCAGAUUCCACGGCUCUCAUCUUCGAUCUCCUCAUCUCCACCUACGUCCGAUCCCAAAAACCCGACCCCGCCGCCUUCUACCUCGACCGCAUGCUCCGUCUCGGUCUCAACCCCAAGACCCGCACCUUCAACAACCUCCUCCACCUCCUCCUCGCCUCCCAUCGCUUCCCGGAGGCCCGCACCCUCUUCCAACAAGCCCGAGGCCGGCUCCAGUUGGACAGCCACAGCUUCGGCAUCAUGAUCCGAGGCCUCUGCAAUGCCGGAGAGCUCGGCGAGGCUUCGGAGUUGUUGGCCCAGUUCGACGAGAGUGGCGAGCCACCCAAUGUGGUCUUGCAUACUACUUUGAUUGACGGAUUCUGUAAAAAUGGCGACUUGGACCAGGCAAAGAAGUUGUUUGCCAGAAUGAGAGAGAUCGGUUUGAUUCCGAAUGCGUUCACCUACACUACAAUGAUGAACGGGCACUUCAGAAAGGGCCUUAGAAACGAUGGGUUUCAACUCUAUGAUGAGAUGAAACGAGAAGGUAUACCGCCCAAUCUUUACACAUAUAAUUCAUUGAUAUGUGAAUGCUGUAAAGAUGGAAGUUUUGAUCUUGCGUUUAAUCUGCUCGACGAAAUGCGUGAGAAUGGAGUUUCGUGUAAUGUCGUGACGUAUAAUGCAUUAAUUGGCGGGAUGUGUAAGCAGAAGAAACUGCGAGAUGCUGAGAAGUUGUUCGGGGGAAUGAGACGGGAUGGAUUGAGGCCGAGUUUGGUUACGUUUAACCUACUUAUUGAUGGGUAUUGUAAAGCAGGGAAGAUAUCGAAUGCUUUGGAUGUAUUGGCUCAGAUGAAGGCAACCGGCUGUACUCCGAGUAUUGUUACAUAUAAUGUGCUCAUUGCUGGGUUUUCUCGGGCUGGGGAUUUGGUGGGGACUGCCAAGGCUUACAAAGAAAUGAAGGAGAGGGGCUUAGCUCCUACCAAAAUAACUUAUACUAUUCUUGUCGAUGCUUUUGCUAGAAGGAAUGAUAUGGAGAGGGCAUUUGAGAUGUACCAGUCCAUGGAAAGAGCUGGCCUGGAGGUUGAUGUUUACACCUACGGUGUUCUGAUUCGAGGGCUGUGUUCUGAAGGUAAUAUGAAGGAUGCAUGGAAGUUGUUCAAGUUGAUGAGGGAGAAGGCACUGAAGCCGAGCAACGUGAUCUAUGACAUGAUGAUUUAUGGGUAUUGUAGGGAAGGCAGCACAUACCGGGCUCUGAGAUUGCUUAGGGAAAUGAGGGGGAAUGGAUUGGUCCCUAAUGUUGCUAGUUACAAUGUAAGCAUUCGUGUUCUGUGCAAUGAGGGGAAGUGGCAAGAAGCUGAGGUUCUGCUUAAUGAGAUGCUGAUAUCUGGACAUCAACCAAGUGAGUCCAUCUAUAAAGUACUGUCAGAUGCCAAGCUCAAGUGCCCAUAAACACUUCAUAAGGUUUCUGAUGAACAAGCAAAGGCAAUCCAUGCACAGAUCAUAGAUUGACAGGACAAGCAAAAGGGAUUCAAGUGACAGUUGGUGGCAGCAAUCAGCAUCAAUAACCAUCGAGCUGAUUGCAGCAUUGUUAGGUUAGUAGGUUGUGAGCCUUUGCUAAAGAAUGCAGAAUCAAGCAAUAUUAACUGAUGCAGGCUCUUUCCUGUCACAUGCUUCAGAAGAAAGCUGAUGUCUACUUGCAUGUGAUCAAUCCAUUUUAAGAUGGCCCACGAUACUUAAUUUUUUUGAAAGAAAUUUGGAUUCCUUCCAGUUGGAUGACUGUAGAAGAAUACCCAGUCCAUGUUAUGUAGAACCUGCAUUUUGACUGACAACAGUACAUCGCAAGAUAUUAAAGGUAUCAUUCACAUUUCUGGAUUGCAGAUGACAUGCUAAUUGAUUCAAGCUCUUCUCGUCAUGCAAUCUGCUGUCUACUUGAAUAUAAUCAAUCCAUUUUAAGAUAAAAAUUGAUAUUUAACUCUUGGAAGACAAUAUAGUUACUUUUCCAUUGGAUGGCUAUAGAACACCCACUAAACUUUAUUCAGAAGCUGCAUCUUAACAGCUGCGUAUUGCAAAGAUAUCAUAUACAUUAGUGAAUUGCAGAUGGUACCGUAUACAGGCCAUGGACAGAAGGAUUGAAGUUUGUAGAUUAAGUGAACCAGAGGUGCUCAAGCUCUGCUGGGUUUUCAAGUCGAUAAUAUAGUUUGGUGGGUCUGGAGAUCUGAGAAUGCACAAACCAACUGGUGACAAUUGAAUAGAUGCUCAAGUAUUUCUAAAUGCAGAAUGUGACUUUAAGGAAGGUAGAUGAGGUAGUAAAUAAACCAACUGUAGUGGUUCCUGUUGCUGUUGGAAACCAUACUACAUCUUUGUCAUAUGACACUUGUGUGGAGGGUACUUCUGGCAUUUUCUUAUUGGGAGCUUGAUUGUUUGGUUAUCAGAUGGACACAGUUUGAUAUCAAAUCUUCAGGCUAUUCAACUUCUCUGAUAUUUUGAAAUACAGCUCAACUCAAAUAAGCCCUAGUCCCAAACUAGUUGGGGUCUGCUACAUGAAUCCUUUUCCUCUAUUCUUUGAUAUUUUGUAAUAAAGAUGUCAAAUUAAUAUGGCCUGGAUGAUCGAGAGGAGGGUCUAGAUUGGCAGACAAUGACUGGCAUUUGAAAGACUAGAUGGUCCAUUUGGCUAAUAUCAGAAGUGGAUUUCAGAGAAUUGCACAUUACCGGUUGUCGUUCUUAUGCAGUCAAAUGCAGAAACAGAUUAUUUCUUAUCUAUUGAACAUGUAGUGACCUGAUGAAUGGGAACACUUUUGCAGACUGUGACUUCCACUUGCUAUAAUCAUCUUGAGAGAUUUGCACAAUCACCAUCUUACAUGCUUCAUGAACAGCAAAACUAGAUGCCAAAUUAUUUGGUUUCACAUUCACAGGACUGGAUACAUGUCUCCUCAUGAGUUCCAAAAGUUCACUACAGAAGUUUUCCAAACAAUACCUUGUUAUUACGCUGGAGAAAAAACAACUAACAUG
Elaeis guineensis (African oil palm) is the source of this 3041-nucleotide messenger RNA. RefSeq lists its product as uncharacterized. Gene Ontology annotation, molecular function: mRNA binding; protein binding. The record is from RefSeq and is a predicted model, not a curated record. NCBI's taxonomy places the organism in Eukaryota, Viridiplantae, Streptophyta, Magnoliopsida, Arecales, Arecaceae.